UUAAAAAGAAGACUAGAUUUGUUUAAGCUCGCAAAUAGGACACAGUGUAUUAAGUGCCGGACAAGGGAUAACAGCAAAAAACACUCGUUUGUCUUGUUUUUAAUAUUUUCUUCGUUUUUUAAAUAUCUGUGUACACAUGUACAUAUAUUUUGCUCGCUUUCUUUACGUGUGUGUUGCCCCUGGCCCCCGCCGCAUUUGAUUUUGCUGGCAAGUGAACAAUUGAAAAUUUUGUGUUUUUUCCAACUAUUUCGAGUCUAUAAUCAAUUUGCGUCUGCAGAUUGUGGCACUUAUCGUACAUUGCCCAACUGGACAUUACCAUGAUGCUGAGGCGCCCGAUUACCUCCGGCAGCCGGCAGGCGCCGGAUCCGUACGAUCAGUUUCUGGAGAGCCGCUGCAUGUAUCGCAAGCACACGGCCCGGGACGCGUCAUGCCUAUUCCGUGUAAUAGCCGAGCAGAUGUAUGACACCCAGAUGCUCCACUACGAGGUUCGCUUGGAGUGCGUGCGUUUCAUGACGCGAAAGCGACGCAUCUUCGAACAGCAUGUGCGUGGCGAUUUUGAUAGCUAUAUGCUGGACAUGGCCAAGCCCAAGACAUAUGGUACCAUGCUGGAGCUGCGCGCCUUGUGCUGCAUGUACCGCCGCAAUGUCAUCUUGUUUGAGCCAUUCAAUUUGGGCACCGCAGUUACCUAUAACGAGCGCUAUCAGGAUAAUUUUCGUGUGUUCUACACGAAUGAGUUUCAUUUUGAUUCUGUUUACACACUGGACUACAUUGAAACGGCGGCAAUAAGCCAGUCAAUCAGCUUUAAACUGCUUUAUAAGAUGCUCUUCAAGCUGCCUGACGUGAAUUUUGCGGUUGAAUCGAUGUUGCAUCCGCAAACGUUCGAUUGGGGCAAUUACGAGGUGGAGCUCGAUGCGAGGGGCUACUUUGUGCGCAUUAUCUGCUGCGAUGGACGCACUUUUUCGCUUGAUCUGCCCGAGAAUACAAAGUGUAUACUCGAGAACUACAAGCUUUGCAAUUUUCAUAGCAAUAUCAAGCAGUUGCCACAGAAAGGUUUGGGUGGAAGGCGCUCCACAUCUGUGUCUUCUGCUUCGGAGUCCCCAUCUAGGCGCGAUCUAAGGCUGGAACUGCCGUCGAACACCAUAAUAACUAGCGAGAGUACAGAGGUGCUGCACAUGUGUCCGAAUCCCACGAACUCUUGUGUGCGUCAGCUUCUAGAUGAUGGCAUCACCCCAUUUCCCUACAAGGUGGCUAAGUCCCUGGAUCCCUACAUGUAUCGGAACAUCGAGUUUGAUAGCUGGAACGAUCUACGCAAGGAGGCCAAGCGCUAUAAUGUUUACGCUAAUGAUUAUAAUUUCAAGGUGGGUGCCAAGUGCCGCGUGGAGCUGCUGACCGAUGCCGAAAGACAAUUGUACACAUGCCACAUUCAAAAGAUAAGCGCUGAUAAGUCCUACUGUGUUGUCUAUGUCGAGCACUUUGGAAAGAAAUUUUUGGUGCCUUACGAAUCAUUGCAUCCGGUGCCGCCGGAUGAGUUCCGACCGUGGGCGGUGCCGUUCCGCUAUCAGCGUCAGAUGCAGCGUAUGCAUUUGGCCAAGUUGGGUCAAAAGCCCAAGCCCAGGUGGAAGAAGGCCAAGCUGUAUGAUGUGGCCAAUUACUUUGAGGCAAGCAAGUGCGAAGUUUUGCAGUAUCUGCAGCUAGACACCUGUUACGGUUGUCCUCCAUUAUACAAUGAGCAUGGAAGUCUGCAACAACAGCAGCAGUCGCAGCAACAGGUUGAGGUUAAUGAGUCGGCGGAGUUGGAGCAACAACCGCGGGAGCAGCGCUUCCAGCCACGCGACAAGCAUUCACGUCUUCAGCAGCAGCAGCAGCAGCAGCAGCAGCUGCUGCUGCACCCACAACAAGCACCGCCAGCUGCUAGUGCAUCCUCGUUGCCGUCACCGCAACAUCCAAAGGCGCCAGCUACUCAGUUUGUUAACUAUAUGCCCAUGGGUGGGCGACCUGGUCAUAUUCCGCCGCCGUGGCGCGGAUCGACGCUACCCAUGCCAGAGGAAUUUCCGGCUGGCGUCUUUCCGGGACCGCAACUGACACCCGAUGGCUGUAUGUUCAUGCACUUUGGUGGAUACGCGCCACCGCCGCCCAUUUCGCUGCAACCGCCGCCCCCGCCGCCAUUUGGCACAGCACCAUAUAUGUUUGCGCCGCCACCGCCACCGGCUUCAAUAUUGCUGCCCUCAGUAGGCAAACGCUCUGGCUGCAGCACCAGCAGCAACAACAGCUGCACUACCAGCGCUGCUACGACCACCACUAGCAAAAUUGGAACGCGCUGGAACGAGGAUCAGUCAGAGCCGCGCCGUUCGCUACAUGCCAAUGGCGAGGAUUUGCCCGCUGAUUUGGGCACCUUACGUUACUUCUAUAAUAUGGGCGUCGAUAUGCAUAUGCGCUUCUCACAUUUGCUGACACCCGAUGAACAGAUGAGGAUGUGCGCUAACAAGAAUAACAACCAAAACUAUCACAACACGGACCAACAACAAAAGGAAAGGAACGAUGAGGCAGUUGUUCUGGCAGCGAACUCUACCCCACCGCCCUCGCCGGUGGCAGCAACUGGAAACAAUUCCCCAUGUGCACCCGCUACGGAGCCAAACGCAGACAAGACGCGCUCUCGUCCCAAGCGUGGUGCUUUCAACAAGGCGCGCUCCAAGCGCCCCGAACAGCUGCCCGAUCUCAACAAGGAUCAACAUCUAUCGCACGCAAUGCUGCUGCCCACGCCAACUCCAUCGCCCAACACCAACGGCAAUCAGUUUAACUUCUAUCCGACACUGCAAGCGGCGCCGCCAACCCAACAAGCAUUGCCACCGCCACCGAUGCCGCCGCCGAUAUUCUUUGCCGCCCACAAGGGUGUUCAGAAUCCAUAUGCUUGGGGCAUGGCGCCACCACCAGCAGGAAUGCCGUACGAGAGGAUUAACAACUAUAAUAUAGAGGCAGGUGGAGUAAAUGCACAGCAGUCUCCCUCAGCCGGCUAUGGGCCACCACCGCGUCAAUAAAGCGCCGCGACGCGAUUUCAAUUUUGUAUGCAACUACCAACAACGCACUCUAUAUACUAAAUGCUCCAUAUAAACAUAUUACAUAUUACAUUCACACUAUGUAUUUAAUUAUAAGACAACUUCACAAUUUGCAUUUCAUCGACUUUUAAAACUUGCUCGAACAACAAUAACUAAAUAACCAUUCGCCGUUUUAAAUUUGUAUUAAAUAUAAUUUUAAAAAUAUCACAGUAAACCAGUUUAAUAUCAGAUCAAACAUAUAAAAUCCAUAGAACUAUCGCAUUAUUUAACACGCAACAUAAACAAAAA
Drosophila virilis is the source of this 3341-nucleotide messenger RNA. RefSeq names its product ovarian tumor (gene otu). Lineage: Eukaryota; Metazoa; Arthropoda; Insecta; Diptera; Drosophilidae. The record is from RefSeq and is a predicted model, not a curated record.